AAAAUAAAAGCGUCCUCAACGUGGCUCCAGUGCAGCAGCAGCAGCAGAGCCAGCCGGUAGUCAGCAUCUAAGAGCGGAACAUACACGAAAAAAAAACCAACACCCACACAGUUGUCCAGAGCGAAUUACACGCGAAUCUCAAAGAUGACCACCUACUUCAACUAUCCCAGCAAGGAGCUGCAGGAGGAGCUCAAGAGCAUUGCCCAGAAGAUUGUUGCCCCCGGCAAGGGCAUCCUCGCCGCCGAUGAGUCCGUCUCGACGAUGGGCAAGCGCCUGAGCGACAUUGGAGUGGAGAACACCGAAGAGCAUCGUCGUGCCUAUCGCCAGCUGCUGUUCACCGCCGAUGAUAAGCUCGCGGAGAACAUCUCCGGCGUGAUUCUGUUCGAUGAGACGGUUUACCAGAAGGCCGAUGACGGCACCAGCUUCAUCCAGCUGUUGAGGAAGAAGGGCAUCAUUCCCGGCAUCAAGGUCGACACCGGCGUUGUCCCACUGAUGGGCUCCGAGGACGAAUCGACCACCCAGGGCUUGGAUGAUCUGGCCAAGCGUUGCGCCAAGUACAAGAAGGAGGGAUGCGAUUUCGCCAAGUGGCGUUGCGUCCUCAAGAUUGGCAAGAACACCCCCUCUUACCAGUCCAUUCUCGAGAACGCCAAUGUGCUGGCCCGCUACGCCUCCAUCUGCCAGUCGGAGCGCAUCGUUCCCAUUGUGGAGCCCGAGGUGCUGCCCGAUGGUGAGCACGAUCUGGUUCGCGCCCAGAAGGUGACCGAAACCGUUCUCGCUGCCGUCUACAAGGCCCUCAGCGAUCACCAUGUCUUCUUGGAGGGCACCCUACUCAAGCCCAACAUGGUCACAGCCGGCCAGAGCGCCAAGAAGAACACCCCCGAGGAGAUCGCCCUCGCCACCGUCACGGCUCUCCGCCGCACUGUCCCCUCUGCCGUUCCCGGUGUGACCUUCCUGUCUGGUGGUCAGUCUGAGGAGGAGGCCACCGUCAACUUGAGCGCCAUCAACUCUGUUCCUCUGACCCGCCCAUGGGCCCUGACCUUCUCGUACGGUCGCGCCCUGCAGGCCUCCGUUCUGCGCGCCUGGGGCGGCAAGAAGGAGAACAUUGCCGCCGGCCAGGGCGAGCUUCUCAAGCGCGCCAGGGCUAACGGUGAGGCCUCUUUGGGCAAAUACGUUGCUGGCAGCGCUGGCGCUGGUUCCGGCUCUCUGUUCAUUGCCAACCACGCCUACUAAGGCGGCAGCAGCAGCAGCGCCAACGUAGCAGAUAAUAAAAAACGCAAAUUGCUGGAAAAAUCAUAACUUUUUCCACGCAAUUUUCAUUAUUUAUUUUCUAAGUUACAAACAAGCAAAGAGCUAAAAAGCAUGCAAAAAAAAAAAAACAAAAAAAAAACUAGAAUGUUUGAAAAAAAAAAAAUGAAAAAUUAUGUUUAUUGAGACGCAAAUUUACUUUUAGUUCUAAGCACAAAACAAAACACAUACAAAAAAAAAAAAAAAUGUUGAAGUUAUGCAAAUUAUAUACAUUAUGAUUAUUCUGAUGUUUAUGAAUAUUAUGUAAUUUCAAUGUUCGUAAUUCACUUGCUUGAGCAAUGUCGUAAAUCGUAAAGGCGAGAAAAAUGAUAAAACUAAAACAAAAACAAAAACAAAACAAAACAAACCACUUCAAAGAUUUUAAACAUUGAAAUCAUAUGAGUUUCUUACGUUUCUAUUUAUCCAUAAAUUUUUUGCAAUGUUUGUAUACAAAAAGCAAUGAGAAAAUGUUUUUCUUUUUAUAAUUAUUAUUAUUACACUUUAUAUUUAUGAUUAUUAUUAUAAUUAUAAGUGAAAAAAAUGACGCAAAUAAACAAACACAAUACAAAAUAAUAAUAAAAAACAAAAACCAAAACGAGAAACCAACAACAAA
Molecule: messenger RNA, 1897 nt
Organism: Drosophila grimshawi
Lineage: Eukaryota; Metazoa; Arthropoda; Insecta; Diptera; Drosophilidae
Gene: Ald1
Product: fructose-bisphosphate aldolase
Exons: 4
Coding region: 145-1230 (361 amino acids)
Biological process (GO): glycolytic process; fructose 1,6-bisphosphate metabolic process
Cellular component (GO): cytosol
Molecular function (GO): fructose-bisphosphate aldolase activity
Source: RefSeq, a predicted model, not a curated record